Penicillium manginii is the source of this 444-nucleotide messenger RNA. RefSeq lists its product as uncharacterized. The coding region runs from base 1 to 444 and encodes 147 amino acids. The transcript has a single exon. Lineage: Eukaryota; Fungi; Ascomycota; Eurotiomycetes; Eurotiales; Aspergillaceae. The record is from RefSeq and is a predicted model, not a curated record.
AUGCAAAAUGGAGGAACCGCAAUUUGUAUGGGACACUUCAGCUGUCGACUUCGGGCGGAAAACUUUCGCACGUUCUUCUCAAGGGCUGGUCUAGAAUGGGAAUAUGAAUCUUUCGAUCUUUGCCAGUCCUACCUGAACUCCGACUUCCUUCCCAAAGAGAUCACGGAAAUUUUACCCGUCACGCACUUCGCAAAGGCCGUCCAUUUGAAAAAUGUCGGUGAUGCUUCCUGGUAUCGUCUGCAGCAUAUCGUUAAGCGCAAGCAGGAUCAUGAUGAGGACGAAAUGUCUGAUGAGCAACCGGAACCGGCUUGGACUGUUCUCAAGGAUUCGACUCCUGUCGCAAUGGCACAGGUUGAGAAUGGUUAUAUGGGAUUCGUGGGCGACGUCAAUUCCUCUGAUGAUUCUAAUUUGGUUAUGAUCGCCAUGUGUGGACUCUAUGUCUGA